UUUUGGAAUAAUGACCCCUUAUGAGAAGAACAUGUUCUGAUGAAAUGGCCAUGGCACAUAAAGCUGCCAUAUGGUAUGGAUGGAGCAUCAAGGGGCGCCAUGCAUGUCAUGAAUAGAAAAUUAGGAACCCCUGCCUACUUUGAUCAGAGCCCUGGUGUCAAAAUCAAGGCUUUCAACAACAACGUAGGGAUAACAUAUUUCAAUAAAAAUGGAAACUUGAUCUCAGUAAAGAUUUCCCAAGGAACAUAAAAUCUGAAUUUCAGUGGAUGUUGAGGAAAACAUGGGGCAAAAAGGCUCACGGUUGGAACUUGCUACAAUAUAUUUCUUCUCCAUCCCUUUCUGGUAAGCAGAAACCCCCCAGGCCAAGCAACCACUGGUAUGAACAAAUCAUUUGAUCUCAGGAAGAUUUACACUCCCUUUUUUUCUCAAAAUAUUAUUAACUGUUGGCCAACCAAAACAUGAGCACCAUGAAUUCACAAGAAAAGCUUACAAAAACAGAGUGGAUCGAACAAUUCAUGAGACGAUCAAACCAAAUGGAGCUGAAAAUAGUAGAUAUCCAUUUCAGGAGGGGACCUUUCAAGCUACUCCUUCACAAAUAACAGAAUUCACUAUAAAUUUUGACGAACAAAAAAAACUACUAAGCAUUCACGGUUUCAGACAUCUCAACUCAGCAAAGGCAGAGUCCCUUGCAGGACAGGGACACCAAAGGGAAACCACAUAUUCAUUGCAACUUUUCACCAGAACAUGCCACUUUUGAGUACAAUUAGGCCUCCAAGUUGCAAUUUUUUUGUCUCUUUACUCCACAAAUCAUACUGAUGUCUACAUUUCUCCAAACUAGUACAUUUUUAACUCAUUGUGGCAAGCCUCCUAGCACCAUAGUUCAAUUACUUCAAUUCCAUCACCACGCAUAUCAAUCCACAAGAAUCAAAUCAUAUCAUUACAGAAGAUUUGCAGCAUACAUGAAGUUUAAUGCAGACUAAGGAUGAAUGAUUGAAACAGAUAUCAGAUUUUCCAAAUCAAAUUCUGUCUAUACCCUGCAAUUUCACAUAUCCUCAAAAUUCUUGGUGUGAAGUUGUGAACAGUACCAUUCAAACAACACCGGCUGACAAAGCAACCAAAGGUAAUACAUUGAUAGAAACAUUUUUAAGAAGCUUUCUUAAUCUAACAAAUCAUGAGGAAAAAUGAAAACCUCACUCCAAC
This is a messenger RNA of Rubroshorea leprosula, 1200 nucleotides long. The record is from the annotation of a GenBank genome assembly. Lineage: Eukaryota; Viridiplantae; Streptophyta; Magnoliopsida; Malvales; Dipterocarpaceae.